GAAUUGCCAGUGGGGAGUCCGAAUGGACUGGAAUGGAGGAUGACGUGGAAGGUUGGGGGUGGGGGCAAUUAGGUCAAUUCAGUUUGCCGUCUGGAAAAGCUGUAUAAGUUUGAACGGGGGAGAUUUCGUUUCAUCCUCCACCGAGUUGAAACCCAACGUAGCCGUUACCCCUUCUCUUCUACAAACAAAAACCACUGUAAUUUUCCGAAUCCGUGUUUUCUUCUACGAAGGAGAUUUCCUUUUCCUUUCCCGACUGACUCGCUUCAACUUGACUCAGUGAGAACGAUUCGGUUCCGACUGAGUUUCUCAAGGAUCGCUGUUUUCUUUUUUGUUUCCUUCUGGCGGCUUAAUGGUUCAGCUCAUGAAUUCCAGGACGGAGAAGAUUCCGACGACGAAGAGGCUGAAGAAAGAGGUCGAGGAUUCUUUGGAAGACCUACUCGAUCAGUUUCACAAGCGAUCCAAAUCCGACUUCUCUUCCGAGAGAUGGACAUCAGAAGCCAUUGCGUUUCCUGUAUCAUCCAGUCCGUACAAUCCUCUAGAUGAGCCAAGCCCGUUGGGUUUGAGCCUAAAAAAGAGUCCGUCCUUGUUGGAUUUGAUUCAAGCAAAACUUUCUCAAGAAACUGCUAAAUUAGCGACUUUGAGCAAAAAAGACCACAAGGGAAGCAAUGCUUUUAGUACUGCAGACAAACUCAAGGCUUCUAACUUCCCUGCGUUGAUUCUUAAGAUUGGUUCUUGGGAGUACAAGUCAAGAUACGAGGGAGAUUUAGUGGCAAAGUGUUACUUUGCAAAACAUAAGUUGGUUUGGGAACUUUUAGAUGGGAAUCUUAAGAACAAGAUAGAAAUUCAAUGGUCGGAUAUCGUCGCCCUGAAGGCUACUUAUCCUGAGGACGGUCUCGGGACUUUGGAUGUAGUGCUGGCGAGACAGCCCCUUUUCUUUAGGGAAAUAAAUCCACAGCCUAAAAAGCACACUUUAUGGCAAGCAACGGCCGACUUUACUGGUGGAGAAUCAAGCAGAUAUAGAAGGCAUUUCCUGCAGUGUUCACAAGGCUUGUUAAACAAGCAUUUUGAGAAGCUUGUACGUUGCGACCCUCGUCUCAACUUUCUAAGCCAACAACCAGAUAUUGUGUUGGAAUGUCCAUAUUUUAAAACCAAUGGUCCAAGUGAAUCCAAAGAAGGAAUUGAUUUGAAGGAGGGACCUACUUUCUUUAGUUUAGGUAUGGUGUCCCCAUCUGGAACUCAAUCACCUUCCUCGGUUAAAGAACACGAGUGUCCAGCUGGUGCUUCUGAAGAAUAUUCUGAGAAAUCUCCAUCACCUAACUCAGGGCUGGAAGCUCAAGUGACAACUGAAGAGUUGAGAAACGAUAGAUCUGAAUGUUCAAGACUGUUAAAUAAAUGGGAUCAAGUCAUGGUUCCUGGAAUUCGGCCAUCGAUGUCUGUAAGUGAUUUUGUCAACCAUAUUGAACACUGCCUAUCACAGCAGAUGACACCCAACGGUCCCAUGUUUUCUGAAGAAAAUCAACAAAGCAGAGAGGCCUUAGAGGGAAUCACACAGUAUCUUUUUGGUGAUUCUCAACAUGCAUCUGACUCCGAUGAGCAGACCAUCAUGUCCAGGGUGAAUUCCCUAUGCUGUCUUCUGCAGAAGGAUUCUUGUAUGGCUAAGACCUUGCAAGCCAAAGCUGGUAAUAAUAGCCUCGAUGUUGUAGGUGGAAGCACCUUCCCUAUUGCUGCAUCAGAAUACGAAAUUGUGAAUCGAGAAGGCUUACCUGCACGCAAUGGCUUUGAAUCAAGCAAACACGUAGCAAUGUCGAGGAACGAUUCAGUUGGUGAGCUGCUACUUAAUCUUCCAAGAAUAGCUUCUCUCCCUCAGUUUUUGUUCAACUUGUUCGAUGAUUCCGAUGAUCGUGCUAGAUAACCUUUGUUUUGGUUCAACUUGUUAAUAGAAAGUCUAGCAAAACCCAUAAAUCAGGUCUCUACUGAAAAGCAAAAGAAAAAAGGAAUAGAAAAAUCCGCCCCUAUAGUUCGAUUUCUGUGUAGAGUUAGAUGAAUAACCGGUGCCUCUUUAUAAGUCAACUUUUGUAAAUAUAGGCAAGGUGCUUAAUGUAUAUGUAGCUGUAUCAACUAACAGCUAAGUGUCUCUUUUUUUGUCUCGACUUUGUAAGAACCAGAUUUGAUGUUUGAAGCUUUGUUGGCAAGUGUAUUCUCUCUCUCGUAAUGAACCAAUCUUUAGAUAAGAAACAAACAAAUAGUAGCCUGUUCAGAGUUCUACUUAAGAUGGCAAAGCCAAAGCAAGUGCUUGGG
Benincasa hispida (wax gourd) is the source of this 2298-nucleotide messenger RNA. RefSeq lists its product as uncharacterized. NCBI's taxonomy places the organism in Eukaryota, Viridiplantae, Streptophyta, Magnoliopsida, Cucurbitales, Cucurbitaceae. The record is from RefSeq and is a predicted model, not a curated record.